UGUUAUUAUGUUGGACUGUUGUUUGUAAAGAUCCUCGCUAUGAAACGUUGAUGCAGUUAGAAACGUCAAAUAUAACGUGACCUGUCAGACAGAACCCAGGGAUUAAAGCCCAGCCUUCCUACGGCGGCCCACUGGACCCAAGAAGGCUCCAGCCGCCAUGCGGUCUUUGUGCUGCAGCUUGUUUGCAGUGAAACUUAAUUUAAACCACAGCUGGUGGUUAAUUUAAACGUAACUUAAUUUAAACCACAGCUGGUGGUUAAUUUAAACGUAACUUGAUUUAAACCACAACUGGUGGUUAAUUUAAACUUAACUUAAUUUAAACUGGUCGUUAAUUGUGCAUUUAUCUGACCAAAGCUCCCGUCUCCGUGUAAUAAGCGGCUCUGUUUUCCACAUUAAGGGACAAUAGAAGCUCUCUGGGUCUGAGUGGGUCAGAACCAGCAGAACCGGGUCUGACCCGCUCCGGGUUAACCGGGUACCGCUGGUUAGUGGCUCUGCUAGUUUAACUAAGCCUCCCGGGGACCGGUUAGCUUCCGGUCCCGAUAGUCAGCAGCCGGAGCUAGCAGAGCGCUGCUAGCCGUCCGUGGACAUGGGGGACGUGUUGGAUCCACGGGACGUGGGUAAGACUAAACCAGGGCAGAAUCCACGGUGGCGCCCACGGACACCCAGGCGGGGAGACGUGUGGUCACACUGUGGGGCUACGUGACUCCCGUUUUCAGCGGCAGAGCAGUGAUUUUCAGCGCUAGCUUGAUGCUAGUGGCCGCCAUGUUGGUUAGGGCAAGUCUCCAACAGCUCCUCGGGUGUAAAGCCAGCAUCUGGAGCUGAGUCUGAUGCUUUUAGAGAGGGCUAAGGCCUUCUGGGCGGAGAAGGACGUGGACCAGGUCUUCUCCCGGGUCUUCCAGUGUCUGGGCCACCUGAAGCAGGUUCUGCUGAAGAGGACCGCCACAGAUAAAGAGUACGUGCGGGCUCAGAAGCUGCUGGAGUGUCUGGACUGCCCCCCCUCAGGGUUGCCGGACCUGUCCGUGGUGCAGGUGGUCAUCGGCUCAGGGGGGCUGCUGCCGGCGGCGCCCGUCCAGCUGUUCAACGGGGGGCCGCCCCCUGCUGGCAGGGAGGAGCUGCUGCCGCCUCUGGCCCCGGCCCAGCUGCAGUACCACCCUCACCCCUGCUGCAAGUCCUGCCUGCCCAUCUCGCCCAGGACCCCCGAGUCCAGGUCGCUGCUGCACGGCCAGAACCCCCUGAAGGUGCCACUGCUGUGCGGCUUCAAGCGGCUGACCACCAUGCCGCUGCUGAUCCGGUUCCGGCAGGACGAGGACGUUCCGGAGGACGGCUGGGACGUCAUCUACAAGGCGCCGUGUGGACAGAGCCUGCGCAGCUUCGAGGACGUGGCGUGCUUCCUGACGGCGACGGAGAGCUAUGACAUCCUGCAGGUGGACUUCUUCACCUUCAACCACCUGGUCCAGCUGGACCCGGCUCCGUCGGCCGCUUCGCCGACCCCGCAGCGGCGGGACCUGAGCCGGGGGGCGGAGCCUACGCCCGUGGAGCUGUGCAUGGGGGACGACGAGUCCCGGCCCGCCGACUUCCGCUACAGGAAGGACCGCUGGCCGCACGGCUGCUUCCUGACCCGCGGUCCCACGCUCUUCCUCGCCUGCUGCGACUGCACUGACGGCUGCGGCGCCGGCUGCGCCUGCGCGGCCAUGACGGCGGGGGGGCAGGGCUACAGACACCAGCGGCUGCCAGAGCCGGUCCAAUCGGGGCUGUACGAAUGCGGGCCGUGGUGCGGCUGCGACCGCGCCCGCUGCCAGAACCGGCUGGUCCAGAGGGGCCUGCGGGUCCGGCUGCAGGUCUACCAGACGGAGGACCGGGGCUGGGGGGUGCGCUGCCGUGACGACCUGGACCGCGGCACCUUCAUCUGCACCUACGCAGGCGUGGUUCUGCAGAGGGACCGGAGCCCCGAGGCGCCGCCGGCCGCCAAGCAGGCGCGGGCGGAGCCGCCGUCUGACGACGAGGUGGAGGUGGUGACGGAGUGGCCGGCCACGCCGGUCCUGGACACGCUGGCGCUGCCCGGCUCGCCUCGGGCCACGCAGCACGUACCGGUGAUCCAGAAGCCCGGCGAGUCCGGCGCCGCGCCUCAGGACCCGGACCAGGUCCAGACGGCGCCGCUCACAGAUUCCAGACCGACGUCUCCAUCAGCAGGCGGGCUGUCUGAGGUGAGGGUGACGGUGGCCAUGGAGGCGCAGGACGGGGGGCGGAGCCUAAAGCGAGCGGCGGCGGGGGACGACGUCUGCGUCAUCGACGCGUCCUGGGAGGGCAACGUGGGCCGCUUCAUUAACCACAGCUGCCAGCCCAACCUCUUCAUCCAGAACGUCUUCACGGACUGCCACGACCCCGCCUUCCCCGUCAUCGCCUUCUUCACCAGCAGGGUCAUCAAGGCCGGCACCGAGCUCACCUGGAACUACGCCGCCGACGGCGCCGCGGAGAACCAGGAGGUGGCCUGCCUGUGCCGCAGCAACGGCUGCCGGGGGUGGCUGCACCUGGAGGAGAACCUGUGUGACGUGUGCGAGGCUGACGCCGCGGAGAACUGAGGCGUUCCGCGUUCUGCCGUGUUUUUUAAUAAAGUCUGAUUAAAGGAA
Molecule: messenger RNA, 2627 nt
Organism: Fundulus heteroclitus (mummichog)
Lineage: Eukaryota; Metazoa; Chordata; Actinopteri; Cyprinodontiformes; Fundulidae
Gene: setdb2
Product: SET domain bifurcated histone lysine methyltransferase 2
Exons: 12
Coding region: 828-2579 (583 amino acids)
Biological process (GO): negative regulation of gene expression; heterochromatin organization
Cellular component (GO): nucleus
Molecular function (GO): protein binding; histone H3K9 methyltransferase activity; zinc ion binding
Source: RefSeq, a predicted model, not a curated record